Molecule: messenger RNA, 884 nt
Organism: Corticium candelabrum
Lineage: Eukaryota; Metazoa; Porifera; Homoscleromorpha; Homosclerophorida; Plakinidae
Product: ralA-binding protein 1-like
Exons: 3
Coding region: 396-746 (116 amino acids)
Biological process (GO): small GTPase-mediated signal transduction; endocytosis; positive regulation of GTPase activity
Cellular component (GO): membrane
Molecular function (GO): small GTPase binding; GTPase activator activity
Source: RefSeq, a predicted model, not a curated record
GAGGGCCUGGCUACAUGAGACGACAGUUCGGCCAUUGGUUACUGUUUACACAGUGAAUGCAAUCCGAGCCGAGUUGAGCUAACUGUGCUGGCACAGCAGUUUGAGAUGUACCAUUCCAGCUCGGCUCAGCCUGCGUUCACACUACUUUCAAAAGCAAGCCGACUGGUGCCGGCCAAUGAUGUCCUGGUUACAAGUGCCCAUGCGAGCGGACUAUUAGAUGCACGUAUUAAAGUGUACUUUGUUUUUUUAUCAUUUGCUUUCUAUUGUUUUCGUUCUUAACCGUUUCUUUUGUUGGUAUGCAUUUGUUGCUGUGCUUUGUGUUACUGCACUUUUUGUAUUGAUAUCUUAAUUCUGAUAAUAUAUUCACCAACCCAUUGCUUCUGGACUUUGACAGCAUGCUAAACCAUGUGACAUUUAAGAAGUGUCAUUCAAACAUAACAACGAGCCAUUCUGAGAUUAAUGCAAUUGAUUGUAUUUUAGGCCAGACGGUGGAUUUUGAGCAGACAGACAUUAACACUAUUACUGGAGCUCUCAAGUUAUACCUACAUGAGCUACCUGAAAGCAUUCUAACACCAGAGUUGGCGCCUGAGUUUGAAAAUGCUGGAAGAGAGAAAAAUGCUGCUCAACUGGGAGAGCUGUUUUCUCAGCUACCAUCGUGCAACAAACUGAUGCUGACGUGGUUACUUUUGCAUAUGAAGCACAUCACAGAAAAUCCAUAUUGGAUCAAUGCAAGGAGGAAAAAGUAGUAUUAUUAUGAAGCUUGUUUGGACAAUGUUUCAUUACAUUAUCGAAAUUGGAUUUGGUAGACUGUAAUGUACUAGUUUGGACUUCUUUAUUUUUUGUAUUUUUGUAUGUAUGUAUGACUGUGUGAUUUGAUGUUUAUG